Messenger RNA from Ilex paraguariensis (yerba mate), 2683 nucleotides. The record is from the annotation of a GenBank genome assembly. Lineage: Eukaryota; Viridiplantae; Streptophyta; Magnoliopsida; Aquifoliales; Aquifoliaceae.
AUGAAAAAAAUCUCCACGGAAAAGGUCGUAGCUUCUGCAAGCAGGGAUCUUUCAAAUAACAGAGGUCUGACAGGAACACUUCCACCAUCAAUUGGGAAUUUAAAGAAUCUGACGAUCCUAGCUCUGAAUUCUAACAGCUUCAGUGGACCAAUUCCAGCUUCUAUUGGUAAUCUAUUGAAUCUUACAUGGCUGGAUGUAAGUGAGAAUCAGCUUACUGGAACCAUUCCAGUGUCCAAGGGAACUACACCUGGUUUGGAUAUGCUAGUUAAAGCAAAACACUUAAUUUUUAACAACAAUCAACUGAGGGGGAACAUCCCUCCUACUCUAGGACUUGUACAAACAUUGGUGACGGUCCGCCUAGAUUGUAAUUCAUUAAGUGGGCCCGUCCCUCCGAACCUCAACAACCUUACAAGUGUCAAGGAGCUGUACUUGUCCAACAAUGAACUCACAGGACCUCUUCCAGACCUUACCGGCAUGAACUCCCUUACCUACAUGGAUAUGAGCAAUAAUAGUUUUGAUGUAUCAGAAAUUCCCCCGUGGUUUACCGAAAUACAGUCUUUGACGACAUUAGUGAUGGAAAAUACACAACUUGAAGCACACAUUCCAGUCAAUCUUUUCAGCCUCCCUCAAUUGGAGACGAAGAAUCCAAAUAAGGUUUUUUCAAUGAGAAAUGAGGGUGAUGGGGCAAUUUAUUGGAAAUAUGUUGGCAGGGUACUAAGCAACAACAAGCUUAAUGGGACACUGGAUAUUGGCAACAGUUAUAGCAACAAUUUGACCGUUGAUUUGCAGAACAACUCCAUUAGCGACUUUACACAGAAAGCAAGUUACAAUAUGGUCUUGAAGCUUGUGGGUAACCCAAUUUGUCAGGGAAAUGGAGCAACCGAACGAUACUGCACAAUUCAGAAAUCCAACCCUUCAUACAUCACACCAACAAAUAGCUGCACUGCCGUGGUCUGCCGUUCAGACAGAAUAUUAAGUCCAAAUUGCAAAUGUGCAUAUCCGUACACAGGAACCCUACACUUCUUUUCUUUUUCCUUUUCAAAUUUAGAAAACUCAAGUUACUUCAGAACACUUGCGGAGUCUCUGAUGUCAGCUUUUCAGUCCAAUCAACUUCUUGUGGAUUCAGUUUCUCUUAGUGAUCCAACCGUUGAUGUAUACUCUUACCUUCAGUUCAGACUGCAAAUCUUUCCUUCUGGUCUGGAUCAUUUCAAUAGAACAGGAAUUUCUACAGUUGGUUUUCUGCUCACCAACUCUUUCCGGAUUCCAAAUUAUGGGAGUUACUCCUUUAAAGAAGAGAGCUAUUGUUGCUUUGCAGGAGCAAAAAAACCAUCUAAUACAGGAAUUAACGUUGGAGCAGUAGUUGGUAGUUUUGUGCUUGUGCUUUUCAUACUCGGUGCAGGAUUUUAUGCUUUCCAUCAAAAGAGAGAAGCAAAACGAGCAGUUCAACAGAGCAACCCUUUUGCAAAUUGGGACCGUGAUGAAAGCAGUGGUGGUGUUCCACAACUUAAAGGAGCUAGAUGGUUUUCAUUUGAAGAGCUUCGGAAAUGUACUAACAAUUUUGCAGAAGUGAACGUUGUUGGAUCUGGGGGCUAUGGGAAGGUUUAUAGAGGAACUAUUGCCUCUGACCAAUUAGUUGCCAUCAAAAGAGCUCGACAGGGAUCAUUGCCGGAUGCUCUUCAGUUUAAGACUGAGAUUGAGCUUCUAUCAAGGAUCCAUCAUAAGAAUGUUGUCAGCCUGGUGGGUUUCUGUUAUGAGCAAGGGGAACAAAUGCUGGUCUAUGAGUAUAUUCCAAAUGGUACCCUGAAAGAUGCUCUUUCAGGGAAGUCAGGAUUCCAAUUGAACUGGAUGAGGAGACUUAGAAUAGCCCUUGAUUCAGCCAAAGGUCUGGCCUAUAUGCAUGAGCUUGCCAACCCUCCCAUCAUACACAGGGACAUUAAGUCAACCAACAUCCUACUAGAUGAUUGUCUAAAUGCAAAAGUUGCCGAUUUUGGCUUAUCCAAACUUAUGGAAGAUACCAGUAAGAAUUAUGUCAGCACUCAAGUCAAAGGGACAAUGGGAUACAUGGAUCCUGAAUAUUACACUACCCAACAACUGUCUGAAAAGAGUGAUGUUUAUAGCUUUGGAAUUGUAUUGCUGGAGCUGGUAACUGCAAGGGCACCAAUAGAGCGAGGGAAGUACAUUGUGGUAGUGGUUAAGAAUGCAAUUGCUAAUUUAACGGAUCAAUAUUACAUUCAUGACAUUCUUGAUCCAACCCUCGGUCCAAGUGCAAAACUUGGAGGCUUGAAAAAGUUUGUGGAGUUGGCAAUGAGAUGUGUCAAAGACUCUUCAUCUGAGAGGCCUACAAUGGGUGAGGUGGUGAGAGAAAUUGAGAACAUCAUGCAGUUAGCUAGUUCGAACAAGAAUUUUGAAACAGAGUUCACUUCAUCGAGUUAUGAGGGGAGUUCAGACGGGAGUAAGGCCUUUGAUUACAGUGGAGGAUUAUAAAGUUCGGAUUCAAAUUAUAUCCCAUCUUUGGAUAGGUUUCAUUUGGUUUGUGGACUUCAUUUAUAUGUUAAGAUAAAAGAUAUUAAAAUGACCACUGCACCCUUGUGUAAAUAAAUGUAAUCUAAUCCUAUACCAAUUGGAAUGAAAAAAGUCCAAUCCAAUAAUAUUGUCUUAUUUAGGGGAAAAAAAUAUGAUUCAA